This is a messenger RNA of Myotis myotis, 2344 nucleotides long. RefSeq names its product adenosine A2a receptor (gene ADORA2A). The coding region runs from base 391 to 1629 and encodes 412 amino acids. The transcript is spliced from 3 exons. The record is from RefSeq and is a predicted model, not a curated record. Gene Ontology annotation, molecular function: G protein-coupled adenosine receptor activity. Gene Ontology annotation, cellular component: membrane. NCBI's taxonomy places the organism in Eukaryota, Metazoa, Chordata, Mammalia, Chiroptera, Vespertilionidae. Gene Ontology annotation, biological process: G protein-coupled adenosine receptor signaling pathway; adenylate cyclase-activating G protein-coupled receptor signaling pathway.
CCUCGGUUUCCCCGCGCGGCGGGCGGGGCGGGGACAGCGCAGCCUCGGAGACGCCUGCAGGGGGCGCCCGUGAGCGGCGCGGCCGGAGCCGGAGCCGGAGCCGGAGCCGAGCGGCAGCCGAGACAGCGGAGCGGCGCGCAGCGGCAGGUGCUGGGGGAACCCUGACGCCGAGCUGAGCGAGAUGCCGCCGGAACCCCCGGGGGCGGCCUGGUUCCUGGAGACACCGCCGAGUCAGCCUCGCAGAAGCCCUUAGGGAGCCCCCCAGGCGCGCUCGGGGCUCCUGCGGGGGGUGGGGGCGGGGGGCGCGGGGCCUGGGCGCCGGCUGCGCUGCAGCGAUGGACCGUGAGCUGGCCCGGCCCGCGUGCUCGCCGCCCCCGUGCGCCCGCAGCCAUGUCCGGCAUGGACUCCUCGGUGUACAUCGUGGUGGAGCUGGCCAUCGCCGUGCUGGCCGUGCUGGGCAACGUGCUGGUGUGCUGGGCCGUGUGGCUCAACAGCAACCUGCAGAACGUCACCAACUUCUUCGUGGUGUCGCUGGCGGCGGCCGACAUCGCCGUGGGGGUCCUGGCCAUCCCCUUCGCCAUCACCAUCAGCAUCGGGUUCUGCGCCGCCUGCCACAGCUGCCUCUUCCUCGCCUGCUUCGUGCUGGUGCUCACACAGAGCUCCAUCUUCAGCCUCCUGGCCAUCGCCAUUGACCGUUACAUCGCCAUCCGCAUCCCCCUCCGGUACAACGGCCUGGUGACGGGCGCCAGGGCCAAGGGCAUCAUCGCCGUCUGCUGGGUGCUGUCCUUCGCCAUCGGCCUGACGCCCAUGCUGGGCUGGAACAGCUGCAGCUGGCCCCGCGACGACCGCAACCGCUCGCAGGUCUGCGGGGAGGGCCAGGUGGCCUGCCUCUUCGAGGACGUGGUGCCCAUGAACUACAUGGUCUACUACAACUUCUUCGCCUGCGUCCUGGUGCCCCUGCUGCUCAUGCUGGGCAUCUACCUGCGCAUCUUCCUGGCGGCGCGGCGGCAGCUGAAGCAGAUGGAGAGCCAGCCGCUGCCGGGCGGGCGCACGCGGUCCACGCUGCAGAAGGAGGUGCACGCCGCCAAGUCGCUGGCCAUCAUCGUGGGGCUCUUCGCCCUCUGCUGGCUGCCCCUGCACAUCGUCAACUGCUUCACCUUCUUCUGCCCCGGGUGCCAGCACGCCCCGCCCUGGCUCAUGUACCUGGCCAUCAUCCUCUCGCACUCCAACUCCGUGGUGAACCCCUUCAUCUACGCCUACCGCAUCCGCGAGUUCCGCCAGACCUUCCGCAAGAUCAUCCGCAGCCACAUCCUGAGGCGGCGGGAGCCCUUCAAGGCGGGCGGCCCCAGCGCCCGGGCCGGGGCGGCUCAGGGCAAUGACGGGGAGCAGAUCAGCCUGCGCCUCAACGGCCACCCCCCUGGGGUGCUGGCCAACGGCAGCGCCCCCCACCCGGAGCGGCGGCCCAACAGCUUGGCUCUGGGGCUGGUGAGUGGACGGGGUGCCUGCGGGUUCCCUGGGGACACGGGCCUCCCCGACGUGGAGCUCCUCAGCCACGAGCUCGGGGGGCCGUGCCCGGACUCCCCCGGCCUCGAGGGCCCCCUGGCCCGGGACGGAGCAGGCGUGUCCUGAGGAGCCACUGCGCUUGCCCUUCCCCCGGGAAGGGACUCUUGCUCUUCCUGGUGGGGGGGUGUGGCUGCGCCCAGACCUUCCCUCCCCGGGCUGGUUCCCCGUGGCCCAGGGGGUAGCCUGGCUGGCGCAGCCCGAGGCCCCGCAGGCGGGUUUGGAGUCCGAGAGCAGGUGUUUCACGCGGGGAGACCCUGUGCCGGCCAGGAGCGCAGCACCGGAGCGUCUUGGGUCUGGUCCCCACUCGAAGGGCCACCUCGUCUCUGCAGAGCAGGCCGCUGGCCCGGAGGCUGGGGCGUGGCUCCGAGGGGCCCUGCCUCCCCCGCUCCCCGGACUCUCCGAGGGUUUGGGAGCUGCUGUGCCUGGAAGUGGUGUUUGACUCUAUUUUCCAGGAGAAAAUUUUAAGCGUGAAGAUACCCCGUUUAUUUUAUUAUUGUCCCUCGCUGUCGUCAGUCCUGCUGCUCACCUGGCUCCAGGAGUCGGCCCGGGAGCCCUGGGCGGCUCUCCCCCCGGAUGGCCCAGAGCCAUCUCCUGGGGCGACGAAGCUGGGCCGAGGACGGGGCGUCGCGAUGGAGCUGGCAGGGGCUGGGGGAGGUCCGGGCCGGCCUGCGUGGGGGGCCGGGGAGGCUCCGCCAGCCCAGGUGGAGGCCCGCACUGCCUGUCCCUCCGAAGGGAAUGUCUUUUUCUGAGAUAAAAUAAACAUUGAGCCAGUUGUGUUUUA